Messenger RNA from Paramuricea clavata, 309 nucleotides. Lineage: Eukaryota; Metazoa; Cnidaria; Anthozoa; Malacalcyonacea; Plexauridae. The record is from the annotation of a GenBank genome assembly.
AUGGUCCACAGUAUGCUUCACGAGAGUCCCAAGAGUUUGCAAAGACAUGGGAAUUCAAACACGCCACAUCAAGUCCAAGAUAUCCUAGAAGCAGAAAAAAACAGUUCAGACGGUAAAGAAGUUGUUAUCGAAGGCUUUAAGCAGUCAUCAAGAUCCAUACCUGGUCAUUCUGGAAAACCGAAAUACCCCAGUGGACGGAUUCGCAAUUCCAGCUCAACUACUAAUGAGUCGAAAUUUGAGAUCAACGAUUCCCUCAUUACCUACCCAUUUCAAGCCCGAAAUUGUGUAUGCACAAGAAUUUCAAGAUAA